AUGUACGAAACCUUUCGAGAAUCGGCGCUUGGCCAAGCCAUUCGCUUUGUUUCCAGAAACAAGUUGCUGCAGUACCCAGAAGAACGACCAGAUUUCGUGCUCCCACCAGAGUAUCUAGCAUUGCUAUCUAACAGCGAGAAACAACACCAGGCAACAUCAGACCGAUCGAAUUCACAUCUCAACCAACGGUCUGGUAGCCCUGAUCCAGCAUCAGAUUCCUCCCAAACUGCCGAUGAAGAUGGCGAGGAUCUGAGGAGGGAGCGGACGGUGGGGAGUAUCCAGAGGGGUCCAUACAUGGAACAUGGAAGAUACGAUCCUGAACAGCAAAUCGAGCUGAAAAAGACCAAAAGCGAACCAAUUGUGCCAGUAAAGACGAAUGACGGCGUUAUUCUGGUAGACUGGUAUACGACGGAUGACCAAGCAAACCCUCAGAACUGGUCAUCGUUCAAGAGGAGCUACAUUGUCUUUGUCAUAUGCUUAUAUACAUGGGUCACCUACGUGGCAGGUUCCGUCUUUGCCUUCUCUGAACCAGGCAUUGUUGAACAUUUCGGUGUUAGUGUAGAGGCAUCUGAGCUUGGACUUGCUCUAUACGUCUUGGCCUAUGGUGUAGGACCACUCAUCUUUGGCCCUCUCACCGAGAUUCCAGUUAUCGGCAGAAAUCCUGUCUACUAUCUCACAUUCCUUGUCUUUUUUGCUCUGUCAUUCCCAGCAGCGAUAAUCAACAGCUUUGGCGGCCUCUUGGCGGUACGAUUCUUUGCUGGCUUUUUUGGCAGCGUUGGUAUCGCCAUUGGUGGUGCUUCAAUCCAAGAUGUCUUCACACUCAUCUAUUUCCCCUAUGGCCUUGGUUGGUGGGUAUUGUCAUUCUGGGCAGGCCCCGCCAUUGGACCAACCUUUGCUGGAUUUGCAGCAAUGGAAAAGGGAUGGAGGUGGCCGCUCUGGGAGGUUGUAUGGAUUUGCGCUGUCAUGGCUAUCUUCCUGCUUGCUCUCACCCCUGAGACGUCUGCGCCCAAUAUCCUUCUCAGGCGUGCCAAGCGACUUCGAAAGCUCACUGGCGAUGCUCGGCUCCAAUCCCAAAGCGAGAUUGACCAAAGGCACAUGUCAGGAUCUGCCGUUCUCAUUGCCGCGCUGAUCAGGCCAUUCGAAAUUACCAUCAAGGACCCCUCAAUUUUCUUCGUCAAUUUGUACACGGCCUUGACCUAUGCAAUCUACUUCACCUUCUUUGAAGUAUUCCCUCUAGUGUUUCCACCUUUCUACGGCUUCAACCUUGGCCAGACUGGCCUUGCGUUCCUUGCCUGUGAGGUUGGCUCAAUUCUGGCGCUCCUUCUUUACUUUGCCUAUCUUCAUUUUUACAUGAUUCCAGACAACAUUAAGAAUGGAUUCCGAGAGCAGGAGCAUCGUUUACUUCCCGCAAUUUUCGGUUCCGUUGUUCUUCCAAUUGGGCUGUUUAUAUUCGCCUGGACUGCAAGAGCCAGUAUUCACUGGAUUGUCCCGUUGAUUGGCGUGACCAUUUUUGUUUUGGGCCAAUACAUGGUUAUUCAGGGUCUCUUUAUGUACGUGCCGGUUUCAUACCCGCAGUACGCAGCCUCGAUUUUUACAGGCAAUGACUUGAUCAGAUCAGCUGUUGCUACUGGAUGUAUUCUUGCAGCCAGGCCAAUGUUUAUCAAUCUUGGUGUGCACAAGGGUGUUACAGUCCUUGCUGGAUUGAGCAUAAUGGGUAUCAUUGGAACAUUACUCAUGUACAAAUAUGGCAAGACUCUCCGCGCCAAGUCUAAGUUUGCACAAGCUUAG
Trichoderma harzianum CBS 226.95 is the source of this 1788-nucleotide messenger RNA. RefSeq lists its product as hypothetical. The transcript has a single exon. The record is from RefSeq and is a predicted model, not a curated record. Gene Ontology annotation, molecular function: fluconazole transmembrane transporter activity. Lineage: Eukaryota; Fungi; Ascomycota; Sordariomycetes; Hypocreales; Hypocreaceae. The coding region runs from base 1 to 1788 and encodes 595 amino acids. Gene Ontology annotation, biological process: xenobiotic detoxification by transmembrane export across the plasma membrane.